ACAUUCCAGUGUUGGGUCAAUCCGUUGUAAGGCCCUUGUUGAUUAGGGAGUUGUUUUCCUUAUCACGUUGAAGUUUUAGCUUUGUUGUGUAACCGGGAGUCUCUCAUUUGUGGUCAGUAGCUAGUUGGACACUUCUUAUAUUCUAGACGAGAUACUAUAAUUUUUGGCUUCUUCGCGCAAGAAACGUAUUCUUUCUCCCUGGCAUCGUAAAUCGUAGGGAACUUGACAAGUUUUUUUUCUGUUGACUUGCUUGCUUGCUAGCUAGCUAGCUAGUACUAGAGUUAGGAAUUCUGUGAGUUUAUAAUGCCUACAUUGCGGGACAGCACCAUGACCAACCCCGGCGAGAACCCUCAUCAAGUGCGGGUAAAAGCGUAUUACAGGGGGGACAUCAUGAUCACACAUUUUGAGCCAUCAAUCUCCUAUGACGGCCUGUCCAAUGAGGUGCGAGACAUGUGCUCUCUGGACAAUGACCAGCUCUUCACAAUGAAGUGGAUUGAUGAGGAAGGAGAUCCCUGUACUGUAUCGUCCCAGCUGGAAUUGGAGGAGGCUUUGCGCUUGUAUGAACUCAACAAAGACUCUGAACUCAUCAUUCAUGUGUUCCCCUGUGUUCCUGAGAAACCUGGAAUGCCCUGUCCAGGAGAAGACAAGUCCAUAUAUCGCCGCGGGGCUCGGCGCUGGAGGAAGCUCUACUAUGCCAGUGGCCACGCUUUCCAGGCCAAACGCUUCAACAGGCGGGCGCACUGUGCCAUUUGUACAGACCGCAUCUGGGGUCUAGGCCGCCAGGGCUACAAAUGCAUCAACUGCAAACUUCUGGUGCAUAAGAAGUGCCACAAGCUUGUCACGGUGGAAUGUGGCCGACAGAUGAUUCAGGAACCCGUGCUGGGACGAGUGGACCAGGUGUCUCACCAGUCUGAUCACCCAGAGCCAGUCCUUCCACACAAAAACUCAACUGAGAGCAUCAACCAUGAAGGGGAGGAGCAUGAGGCAGUAGGCAGCAGGGAUGUUGGGAAGGCUCCCUCUAGUCUGGGUUUGACAGACUUUGACCUGCUGAGGGUGAUUGGUCGUGGAAGCUAUGCUAAAGUUCUGCUGGUGCGGCUGAAGCGGACAGACCGUAUCUAUGCCAUGAAAGUGGUGAAGAAGGAGCUUGUUAACGAUGACGAGGAUAUUGACUGGGUUCAAACGGAAAAGCAUGUGUUUGAGCAGGCCUCCAACCAUCCAUUCCUGGUGGGCCUCCACUCCUGCUUUCAGACAGAGAGCAGGCUCUUCUUUGUUAUUGAGUAUGUAAAUGGGGGAGACCUGAUGUUCCACAUGCAGCGGCAAAGGAAGCUUCCAGAAGAGCAUGCCAGAUUUUACUCAGCUGAAAUCAGUCUGGCCCUGAACUACCUGCACGAACGUGGCAUUAUCUACAGAGACCUCAAACUAGACAAUGUCCUAUUGGAGUCCGAGGGCCACAUCAAGCUCACAGACUACGGCAUGUGCAAGGAGGGCCUGAGACCAGGAGACACCACCAGCACAUUCUGUGGCACCCCCAAUUACAUUGCUCCUGAGAUCCUGAGAGGAGAAGACUAUGGGUUCAGUGUAGACUGGUGGGCUCUGGGAGUCCUUAUGUUUGAGAUGAUGGCAGGAAGGUCUCCAUUUGACAUCGUGGGCAGCUCUGAUAACCCUGACCAGAACACAGAGGAUUACCUCUUCCAAGUAAUAUUGGAAAAACAGAUUCGGAUUCCCAGGUCUCUGUCCGUAAAAGCAGCCAGUGUUCUGAAAGGAUUUCUGAACAAGGAUCCAAAGGAGCGUCUUGGCUGUCAUCCUCAGACAGGCUUUGCUGACAUCAUGGCGCAUCCUUUCUUCAGGAAUGUGGACUGGGACUUGAUGGAGCAGAAGCAGGUGGUUCCACCCUUCAAGCCAAAUAUUUCUGGCGAGUUUGGCCUGGACAACUUUGAUGCCCAGUUCACCAAUGAACCCAUCCAGCUCACACCAGAUGAUGAUGAUGUGGUGAAAAAGAUUGACCAGUCUGAGUUUGAAGGUUUCGAGUACAUCAAUCCUCUCCUGAUGUCUGCGGAGGAGUGUGUGUGAGCUUCCCCGCUGCUCAAACUGCUGCACCCUUGCAGUCACAUGACCCAAAACAAAGACUCUGGGUUCAGGGUGGGCAUGAAGCUUCCCAUCUUUGCCAAACCUCACACUUUGCCAUACAAAACCACUCAUCCAUAAGGCUGUUUUUUUUUUUUUUUUUUUUUUUUUUUUUUUUUUUUUUUUUUUUUUCCUUCUUUCUUUUUGUAUCCUGCAAAACUACAGAGCUGGAACAAUAUUAAUUGUUGCCUUCUCUCCUUGACCAGUGGGGUCUGAAGACAGAAUGCUAGGGCUGAAGGCUAAGGCCUGUGGUUUACUGUACAUUACAGGAGGGUUUGAGUACAUCAAUACUCCCCUGAUGUCAGGAGGGUGUGGGAUGGAGCGAGUGUGACCUUCCUACUGCUGGCUCCUCCCAUCAUCCCCUCUACCUGUUUUUGUUUUGUUUGUUUUUUGUUGUCUUUUUUGUGGGGGAGAAAUGUUUUAUCUAAGGAAAUCAAUAGAGCUACACCUCUUUUUAAAAUUACAAAACCAUAAAGGAUGUGUUGGAAAUGUUUUUGUAGAGUUUCACGUCUUGGUCCCCAGCAUUGUCCUCCAGAGUACAUUUAUUUUAAACUGUAUCUUUCUCUUUUUUUUAUAUUUAAUGAUGUGGUGGUCUAUGUAGAUCAUCAACGAUCUUGUAUUAAGAUUUUUAUUUUGUUAAAAAAAAAGGUUGGCUCAAAAUGGUGAAAUGUGGGAUUGUCGACAGUAAGUUGAAGGAUAUGGGGCAUCAGUAUAGACCAUUGUAAGUGUAUCAGAGAAUCAAGAAACCCAGGCAUUACCAUUUAGAAAACCCUUAAAUGUGAGAGGCUAAGUAAACCUUCCGUGAGAAAAGGGAAAGUAUGUGUACGCUAGAAACACAUCUGAAGAGCUCAACCAUUCAUGGCAACAACACAGGACCAAAAAGUAAUAAAAUCUACAGAAGCCUGACAUUUUUGGCUACAUUGCAGGCCUCUCAGUAAAGGCUGAGUGCAUAGCUGCCUCACCACAUAAGUAGUUGCUUAAGGUAUGUUUGACCUGUUAGAUUUUUCUUUCUUUUCUAUUUUUCCCAUUUCCCUAGUUCCCUCUUAAUUCUGUACAUGUUCAUGUGAAAUAUUAUUUGCCUUUUAGCCUGUUAUAGCCUAUUUUUGUUUUUUGUUGUUGUUGUAAUGUUAUGGAACAUAAGGCAUGUAUAAAUCAUCUUUCAGUCAAGUUUGCAUCUUGCUCUUGCUCUUGCUCUUGCUCUUCUCUCUCUCUCUCUCUCUCUCUCUCUCUCUCUCUCUCUCUCUCU
Electrophorus electricus (electric eel) is the source of this 3370-nucleotide messenger RNA. It is a transcript of the gene prkci, whose product is annotated as protein kinase C, iota. NCBI's taxonomy places the organism in Eukaryota, Metazoa, Chordata, Actinopteri, Gymnotiformes, Gymnotidae. Gene Ontology annotation, biological process: protein phosphorylation. Gene Ontology annotation, molecular function: protein serine/threonine kinase activity; protein binding; ATP binding. The record is from RefSeq and is a predicted model, not a curated record.